Molecule: messenger RNA, 2136 nt
Organism: Akanthomyces muscarius
Lineage: Eukaryota; Fungi; Ascomycota; Sordariomycetes; Hypocreales; Cordycipitaceae
Exons: 6
Coding region: 1-2136 (711 amino acids)
Biological process (GO): DNA-templated transcription; regulation of DNA-templated transcription
Molecular function (GO): DNA binding; DNA-binding transcription factor activity, RNA polymerase II-specific; zinc ion binding
Source: RefSeq, a predicted model, not a curated record
AUGAAAAGGUCGGCCCCAUCCACACCGUUCGACGAUAGGCCGUACGUUCAACAACCAGUAUCAUGCCAGUUUUGUCGGUCGCGGAAAUUAAAAUGCGAUCGUGGCCGCCCAUCAUGUUUCAACUGUCGAUCUCGCAACAAAGACUGCAUCUACGGAGCUGACCGAGGACACGCCCCUGCCCCAGCAGUUUCAGUACCGUCACUGAUUGGUGACAGCCCGCAUCCAACACGGGACAAUCUAGAUCUGGCAGAGCGUGUGGCGAGGCUGGAACGUGCCGUAUUUUCCCAACGGGAGCCUGUCUCAAGAACUGCCCAACCAACUCAUCACACCAGCUUCCGCACAGUAAAUCAUGACGAGGAGCAGCAAAAAACGUCGCAGUGGCUUGAAGGGCUCUUGACAGAAGAUGUCCCAGGCGCAAGCUCAACGCCAGCCUCCAUGAAUGUAGACAUGGACAAUAUCAUACGCGACUUCCCAGUCUUUGACGACGCCACUGCACUUUUGGAUCAUUACACACAGUCUGUCGACGCCACCUACCGCAUACUGCAUAGGCCUACAGCAUGGAAUAUGCUUGACGCGCUGUAUCAUGACCUGAACGCAGGCCGCACGCCUUCAGCCACACAACUGGCCUUUUUCUUGUGCAUCUUUGCUGGAAGUGUAUACGUAUCGAAACAUGACUUUCAGUUCGAAUCGCCUUCGCUGCAUGGCCACUCCCAGCAAGCUCUAGCCGAAAUCUGGGCUCAACAAGCUGUGCAACUACUUACGGACCCCCCAGCGCCUCCCUCUGUCCCGGCGUUGCAGACAAUUGUUAGCCUGGCUCACUUAUGCACGCAGAUGGAAGGUCUUCGCAAAAACUUCAAUGUAUUGAGUGCAUAUGGCAUUCAAAUGGCGCGGGUUAUGAAGCUCCAUCGCUUGGAUUCACGCCCGAGCCGUGAAGAACGACGCAAGAAUGGCGCCGACAUGGUGGAUGUAGAGGUGAAAAGGCGUAUUUGGUGGCAUAUGGCUGCCUCUGACUGGCUCAUGUCGUAUAACAGCGGACCAAACGAGGGGACGUAUUUGCUACAUCCUCAGCAAAUGGAGACGGAUCAUCCAAGCAAUGUUGAAGACACAAAUAUACCUCAAGGUACAACAUUUCUCACGGAAGAAUCCUACGCGCUACCUCUCACCAAACCUACAUCCAUGACGUACUUUAUUCAUCGCAUUCAGUCUGCGACUUUGGCACGAGAAGUUGUCGAUAACCUACCAGUGUCAUUCUUCUCCUCGCCGGCCCUGGAGAGCUGCGCCGAGCUGUACGAAAAUGUCAAGGUAAUGAAUCAAAAGGCUCACGCUGCACUUAUUCGUGAGAUGCCACAUCUGGAAUGGCAACGGUACCUCAUCAACUUCGUGCUUCAUACGCAGCUAGCACGCCUUCAUCGACCGUUUUUAAUACGAGGCUCGAGACAGCCAGAGUAUGGAGAAUCGCGCCUUCAAUGCAUUCAGUCGGCGGAAAUAGUCGUGCACAUUAGAAACCGCGUCAUGUACAACCACAGUGUCGGAUCGUUUACGUAUGUUAUGCAGCAUUUUCUAAAUGCCGCCAUCAUCUUGGCCAUGGAUGCAUGCUUCAACCCCGACAAGGUACACGCGCCCCGUCGCAAGCAAGAGGUUCUUAGAGCUUGUCGCGCUCUGGAGCAUGAUUUGAACGCCAAGCUAGUACCAGUCAAUGGCACGUCUGAUGAGGACAUGUCCAGUGGUCAAUCUAUGGUGCAGUCGUUUCAGAACGCGGUGCGCAACCUCCGCAGUACUUUGAAGAACCAUGUGCGCGAAGACGAUACCGACAACACCAACUCAUCUGCUCAAGACAUAGGUCCUCUUGUAGUGCCACCGUCACUCCAGCAGAGACGAAUGGCUACACGAUCUAGAUCAUCCAUGUCAACAUCUAACGUUGGAAAUCUGCCGCCUUCAGAACCAUUCACAGGCACUGGCGGGCAUGGAAAUGCAGCGGAUGAGAUGCCAGUAAUUGAAGAAGAAGCUGCAGACGUCAAUACACCACCUGAUAUCGUACUUGAUAAGCUCUGGGACGACUUUUUUUCUGUUGGAUCAACUUUCAACGAUACGGAUUGGGAUAUUUUCUUUUCGGACGUUGGCGCCAAUAUGGGUUGA